This is a messenger RNA of Scaptodrosophila lebanonensis, 807 nucleotides long. Its product is annotated as succinate dehydrogenase assembly factor 2-A, mitochondrial. Gene Ontology annotation, cellular component: mitochondrion. Gene Ontology annotation, biological process: mitochondrial respiratory chain complex II assembly; tricarboxylic acid cycle; protein-FAD linkage. Lineage: Eukaryota; Metazoa; Arthropoda; Insecta; Diptera; Drosophilidae. The transcript is spliced from 3 exons. The record is from RefSeq and is a predicted model, not a curated record. Bases 71 to 529 code for a protein of 152 amino acids.
UUACAACACUAAUAUAUAAGCUUCGUUAUAUCAUAUCCAAUUCACUUUUAGUUUUUUUUUUUAUUUAAAUAUGCUACGUAAAAUAUUGUGCUCAACAAAUGCAUGCCGAUUGGUUUCAAUUCGAUGCACUAACAGUCGGGGCAGUUCUUUGGACAUACAACAGUGCAAUGUAAUUGAUUAUGAUGAUCCUCAACACUUGCCUCAGCCGGAGUAUCCAAUGCGUCCUAAUGAACCACUGACGACACGCAAGCAACGCUUAAUAUACCAGUCCCGUAAACGGGGCAUGUUAGAGAAUGAUUUGAUCUUGAGUUCCUUUGCGGCCAAGUACCUCCAAAAUUUUAACGCGUCGCAAACGGCCCAGUACGACGAACUUAUCAAUGGCGUUAGUAAUGACUGGGAGAUUUACUAUUGGGCCACAGGGACGAAGCCAGCGCCGCCACAAUUCGACACAGAAAUAAUGCAAUUGUUAAAAGAGCAUGUAAAGAAUGUGGAACGGGUGCAACGGCUUAGACAGCCAAACUUACAUUAAGUAAAAAUCCUGUUGAACUUGUUAUCAUCAAACACAUACAUAUGUAUACAUAUAUUUUUGAACGGUUAUCCAAUGAUGUAUGUUUAUAUAUAUGUAUGUUAUGUAGUUCUAUAUAAAAUUAGUAAAUAUAUGCCUUAUAGACUACAUCAAAUAUUACACUUAAAACAUGCAUUUAAUUUGCAUGUCUUAUGAAAAAUUCAUCAAAAUAUAUGUAAUUUUGCACAAAAAAGAUUAAUCCUUGUGUAUUUUCCAAAAUACAUAAAUGUAAAUUUUUUAAA